AUGUCAACAAACGCCGACUCCUCAACCCCCGCCAGCAUGGGUAAACCCCCACUCAGACCCAUCCAUCCCGACUACCACCUCCGCGACGGCUGCCCCAGCGUGCCAGACUACGUCAGACUCCGCAGCACCCCAAACCUAACGCCCAAGACGGCUGAGCAGGCCACCCUCGCCAUCGCCGGCAGCUGGUUCGGCUGCUACGUCGUGCACACCGCGACAAACACCCCCGUCGGCAUGGGCCGCAUCAUCGGGGACGGCGGCUGGUGUUUCCACAUCGUGGACAUAGCGGUGGCGACGGAGCACCAGCGCAAGGGGCUAGGCGAUGCCAUUAUGGCGAGGCUGAUCGAGCGCAUUAGAGAGUUCGCAGCGCCGGGGGCGAGUGGAUGGCAGUUUUGCUAUGACCUAUGGUUGGGGCGGUUGUGA
Messenger RNA from Histoplasma mississippiense, 420 nucleotides. RefSeq lists its product with no specific name. The record is from RefSeq and is a predicted model, not a curated record. Gene Ontology annotation, molecular function: acyltransferase activity, transferring groups other than amino-acyl groups. The coding region runs from base 1 to 420 and encodes 139 amino acids. The transcript is spliced from 2 exons. Lineage: Eukaryota; Fungi; Ascomycota; Eurotiomycetes; Onygenales; Ajellomycetaceae.